AUCCGUAGAAACUGUUAGCUCCGCGUUGUCGCGUUGCCGGCCGGCCGGCACAGGAGCGGGCCACUUCAGUCGGGCCGCUGUCUCCAGCUGAGUGAGACGCCUUCCCCGAGCUGUCCGCAGUCCGGGUGUCCGCUACUGGGGCGCGUGAAAGGCGGACGGACGGACGGACGGACUCUACCGGCUCGCAGGUCGGAAGGACACGUCUUGGAUUGCCAGGAGACGAAACAGGUGACACGGGAGUGGAAUGGCCAGUCGAAUCAGCUGACAGGACAAUUCCAUCAGUGGAGAAGGCCAUUGUGACAGACAGUAACACAGAACAGUUGCAACAGAGCUGCUGAAAGUUUGCGUGAGGUUCGAGACUUGAGAGUGAACCAUCCUCACAGUUAUAUCAUUAUCUACAAAACGAAGACCUAUUCUCGCGACCAUAGCCCCCAGUGGAUGGUGCCUUCCAGCGCCUGCUCUAUCCGGACUCGGCGGCCUGGAGGUUCGACUGCCGCCCGCGGUAGACCUCAUCGAGGUCAAUGCUGGCCAGCUACUUCAAAUCACUGCGACCAGGCGGCUCUCAGCACGACUCGGGCACGGACGGCCACGAGCCCGACAGUCUGGAGGCGAUGCGUACGGUGCUGUCGGAGGGGCCGGAGGCUGGCCGCCGCGCGGCGCCCUGCUCUCCUCACCCGGCGGAGCUGGAGCCGGCCGUACUGCUGCACCUGGAGCGGUGCGCGCACAGAAAGACCCGCCGGCAGCUGCAGCUACUACAGAACAACGCCAGGUCUCUGGACGUUCCCAAAGGCCGGCAGCCGGUCGCCAGCGAGCUCGAGUCGCUGCACAUCGAGUCCGAGACCUCGCUGGCCUCUCUGGAGACGCUGGCCUCUCUGGCCAGUUCUGACCGACUGCUGGACGAGCUCAAACUGCGUGAGAUGACCAUCGCCCAGCUGCGCGGCCGUGUACUGCAGCUGGAGAGAGCGCGGCUCGAUAAGAUCCCUCUCGAUCCGGCCCGAGAGAUCUUCCGGCUCCAGAGCAGCGUGGUGCAGCUGGAGCGGGUGCGGGACGAGCUGACGCUGCAGAACUUCUCGCUCAAGUCGAAACUGUCCGAGUUCACGCAGCAGCUGAGCAGCUCUGGCGUGCAGUUUCGGCUGGACCAGCAGCCGCCGGCGGGCGGCCGGCGCGUUGCGGCCACCCUCGACUCCAGCAGCCUGACCACCAACCUGUCCUUCUCCGGCUCGGCUGAGGACGAGCCGCCGGCCGAGAGCAGGCGGAGCGGCGGCGUGGACCGGCGCGGCACCUACAAGGUGACCAGCCCGGAUGGCGCCGAGCUGCGCCGGCUCACCGGCCGCGUCUCCGAGCUGACCGAGCGAGACGUCGAGCAGCAACGGCGCAUCGGCGAGCUCGAGACGCAGCUGCACAACCAGCGCAACGAGCUGGAGCAGCUGCGCGCCGACUCUGCCCAGCUGCGCGCGCUGGAGGCGCGGCUCCAGGAGAGCCUGCGCCGCUGCGAGCUGACCGAACAGCAGCUGGCUUGUAGACAGGAGGAGCACGCCAUGCUGAAGCUGGACCUGGACGCGCUGCAGGCGGAGAACACCCGUCUGAAGGACGACCUGAGCCGCGUGCUGCGCCAGGAGGCCGAGCACAGCAGCCGCCUGGUGCGGCUCAGCGACUGCGAGUCGGAGCUGGGCCGGCUUCAGGAGGAGCGCCGGCUGCUGGCCGACUCGCUGCAGCGCGAGCGCACGCUGCGCAAACAGUACUUCAACCAGAUGGAGGAGCUGAAGGGCCGCAUCCGGGUGUUCUGCCGACUGCGGCCGCUGAGCGAGUCCGAGCGGCGCCAGGGCGGCGCGGCGCCCAUCGACUGCGCCGACCCGUACACGCUCUGUGUGGGCGGCGACAAGGGCCAGCGAGAGUUCCAGUUCGACCGCGUCUUCACCGAGGACACCAGCCAGCAGCGCAUCUUCGACGAGGUCGAGUCUCUAGUCCAGUCGAGUAUGGACGGCUACAACGUGUGUAUCUGCGCCUACGGCCAGACCGGCUCCGGGAAGACGCACACGCUGCUGGGAGACGAGCAGGCGCCGGGCGUGGCGCCGCGCGCCUUCCGGCGGCUCUUCGAGCUGGCCCAGGCGCGCGCGGCGCAGACCAGCUGCGCCAUCAGCACCUACAUGCUGGAGCUGUACAACGACCGGCUGGUCGACCUGCUGGCGCCGGCCGGAGCGCGCACAGACGAGAAACUCGAGGUGAAGAAGGACCGCCGCGGCACGGUGGUGGUCUCGGGCGCCGCGCUGCUGCCCUGCCAGGACGCCGCCCACCUACAGCUGCUGUUUGAGCGUGCCGUCGGCGCCCGGCGCACCGGCGCCACGCGCAUGAACGCGGCCAGCUCCCGCUCGCACCUGGUCAUAGGCGUCACCGUGGAGGCCACCAGCCGCGUCAACGGCGCCGUGACGCGCGGCAAGCUGAGCCUGCUGGACCUGGCCGGCAGUGAGCGAGCCGCCAAGUCGGGCGCCGACGCCGACCAGCUGCGGGAGGCCAACGCCAUCAACAAGUCGCUCUCGGCGCUGGCGGAUGUCAUCUCGUCACUGACGGCGGGACAGAACUUUAUUCCGUACAGGAACAGCAAGCUGACGAUGCUGAUGCAGGACAGUCUGGGCGGCAACGCCAAGACGCUGAUGUUCGUCAACAUCUCGCCGGCGCAGUACAACCUGGACGAGACGCUGACCUCGCUGCAGUACGCCUCGCGGGUCAAACAGAUCACCAACUCGGCCGCCCGCAACGCCGACAACAAGGAGAUCACCCGACUCAAAAACGUCAUUGCCAAGCUGAAACAGAAGAGCGAAACGAUACUUUCUCUCGGCGAAGACUUCGAUAGCUGACGGCUGCCAGUCGGAGGAUCGUGAGCUAUACCAAAGCUUAUUUUCUGCUGGGGAAAGCAAGCUUCGCUUUUGAGAAGCUUUGCAAGUGUUAUAUGUGGAAGUUGUUAGACGGCAUGAUCUCGUAAAUGUAUCUUGUUGUAUUUAUUAUUGUUAACUUAAGAAUUAUAGCUCAAGAGACAGUGGCCGAAAGAUCACCUCGAUUGGAGGGAGGUCAUGUGGUACAGUUGCAGUGCUGAUAAAGACGCUGGAACACACCGGUUAGUUGGCAGGUGAUGUUUGCAGCGAAACGGCGAUAGCAUAAUAAACACUGGCUAAAUAGAA
Amphibalanus amphitrite is the source of this 3176-nucleotide messenger RNA. Its product is annotated as kinesin-like protein KIN-14I. Lineage: Eukaryota; Metazoa; Arthropoda; Thecostraca; Balanomorpha; Balanidae. Gene Ontology annotation, biological process: microtubule-based movement. The coding region runs from base 522 to 2855 and encodes 777 amino acids. The transcript has 8 exons. Gene Ontology annotation, molecular function: microtubule binding; ATP binding; microtubule motor activity. The record is from RefSeq and is a predicted model, not a curated record.